AGUUACUAAUUGGCUCACAGCUGUUCGAUAAGUCAUCCAAUCAAAGCAAUUUCGAAAGCAAAAGCAAUAUUUUUGUAUAUACAUGUUCAAAUUAGGAUAAUAACCAAUUAACGUUUUGAGUGUGCCCCCCGUGCGGUGGCCCAUGCAUGUAUGAGAGAGGAAGAAAGACUGCGAGCGGCGAACAUGCAGCGACCACAGGCAGAACAUAAGCACCACUUGGAGCAAAACGAGCACAAUAGCAAUAAUGGCACACGCAUCGCGGCAAGCAGCACCCAUAGCCAUGAUACAUCCGCACAGCAUGCGGUCGGAGGCGGCGGCGGGGGUUCUGUUCCCGUCCAGCCACCCAAGAGCCUAGCCCUAAGCCAGAACAACUAUGCCGCCUCGGACACGUCGGGCGAGGAGGAGUUUCUGGACUCGCGCUACGAGUGCGCCAUCUGUAUCGACUGGCUGAACGAGCCGGUGCUGACCUCGUGCGGCCACCGCUUCUGCAAGCGUUGCCUGACCGACUGGCUACAGAACCACAACCAGUGCUGCCCCCUGGACAAUAAGCAACUCUCUGCGGAGCAGGACAUCUUCCCCGACAAUUACACGCGACGCGAGAUCGAGCAGCUGAAGCACAAGUGCCCAAACUCACCGCUGGGCUGUGCCCUGAUUGCCUCCCCAAUCGAGGUGCACCGCCAUCUGCCCAGUUGUCCGUACCGACGCCAGCCGCAGCCCGAGCAGCUGGAAGAGAAGUGCCCCUUUGCCAAGAUCAAGUGCGAUUUUGUCGGUCGGCCCGAGACCAAUCAGCUGGAGGAGCACCUCAAGUCGGAUAUGCCGCAUCACAUGCAACUGAUGCUGCAGGCCUUCCAGCAGACGGCCAUCGCCACCUGGCAGCCGCAGAAGGCCAGCACCAGCGGUGGCUCGCUGGAGAAUGGCCAUGGCCAGGUGGCACCGCCGCCCCAAUACGCCAACGGGGUGGACGAGCAAAUCGUCCAGACCAUGUACCAACGAAUCGUGGUGCUGGAGCAGCGUACGCGCGAACAGGAGACGCGCAUCGAGAAUCUCAAUAAGCAGCUGCGCCUGGCACGCCAGCCGAUCGAUCCGCGCUACAGCAACGGCACCAUUGUGUGGAACAUUGGCCAUCUGGGCAGCCUGGUGUCGCGUCUGCGGGCCAAUGCCAACAAUCAGGUAUACUCGCACGAGUGCUACACCUCGCCCUAUGGCUACAAGUUCUGUGCUCGGCUGAACAUUCAGCCGCGGAAGCCGCAUGUGCUGAGCCUGCAUGUGCAUCUGAUGCAAUCGGAGAAUGACUUUCACUUGGACUGGCCCUUCAAGGGGCGCAUCAAGCUGUGCAUGGUGCAUCCGACGGACGCGAGCCAAUCGCAGCAUGACACCAUCAUGACCAAACCGGAGAUACUGGCCUUCCAUCAGCCGCGCGAGGCGAUCAGCACACGCGGCUUUGGCUUCCUCGAGUAUGCCAACAUAUCGAACAUCAUGCACUUGGGCUUCGUGGCCGAGGAUCGGCUGCUCAUCAAGAUUGAGAUCAAUUUGGUUUAAAAACUGGAAGCUGCGAACUGCAAACUGCAAACUGGAAACUGGAAACAGGGAAUUGUAUGGAACAAGUAGAAGAGAACAUUCCACAUCGAAUGGAUCAUUGCAUCUCAAUAUCCACAUAUAUACAUAUAGAUAUACCUACAUAAUCGUAUGUGUAGUGUAGCUGCAGUCGAUCAUUAAUCAGUUUAGGCGCCCCAUCUACAUAUAUCCAUAUAUAUAUAUAUAUAUGACUACUAUUCCAACUAAUCGAUAUUAUCUCUACUACUCGUAGAUCCUAGCUUAUGGUAAACCUUUUUAUUAUUUUUUUUUUGUUACCCCUUAUCGUGUCCGCCGUGUAACCGCUGUGAAACCUUGUCGUUCCCAUUUUAAAUGUAUUUCUAUGUAUCGAAUUAGUUUUUUAGCAUUCAAUUCGAUUGAUUUGUGCGAUUUGUAAACCGAGUACGUCCAUUAUUUUAAUUUUAUAGUUAAAUUCGAUUGUUUUUAUACCCCUGGAUACCCUUGAAGAAGGCAACACCCUCACCUGAACACUGCAUAAAGUACAUUUCAAUGUUCUUCCAUCCGUCCGUCUUUCUGCUUACAAUCUACAAUUCUCUUAGUUAUUUGUUCACUAGUUGGUCGUCUAUUUUCAAGGGUAUACCAAACAUCGGUGCCCCGAAGUUCUCUCUUCCUUACUGGUUAAAGCUUAUGUUAUACCCCCUAAAUCCUCUCUAGAACCUACUGCAUACAUACACAUAGCGAUAAGUUGUUCAAGAUCUACGCACAGACUGGCACAGACAGACUCUGUCUCUAGAGUCUAGACCAGGUAGCUCUCUUGAGUAGGGAACCCCGAUUAAAGGACAUUUUUGUACCGCC
Molecule: messenger RNA, 2388 nt
Organism: Drosophila obscura
Lineage: Eukaryota; Metazoa; Arthropoda; Insecta; Diptera; Drosophilidae
Gene: Traf6
Product: TNF receptor-associated factor 6
Exons: 1
Coding region: 151-1539 (462 amino acids)
Biological process (GO): positive regulation of JNK cascade; protein K63-linked ubiquitination; regulation of canonical NF-kappaB signal transduction
Cellular component (GO): plasma membrane signaling receptor complex
Molecular function (GO): protein binding
Source: RefSeq, a predicted model, not a curated record